AUGAAAAUUGUUAAGAAAAUUUUCAUGUCGCAAGUUGUUCAACAAAAUGCUGUUUCCAUUCAUUCGUCCGGCAACCAAUUUAAUUGUGAAUUGCAAAAGAAACAAGAAUCGCAACAUCGAGAAGAGGAAAGGCAGAUAUCUUUCAGUAGCAAUGAUAAAGUACAUAAAUGUUUGAUUAAUAAAGUUUAUCAAUGA
Molecule: messenger RNA, 195 nt
Organism: Clunio marinus
Lineage: Eukaryota; Metazoa; Arthropoda; Insecta; Diptera; Chironomidae
Source: the annotation of a GenBank genome assembly